Messenger RNA from Solanum tuberosum (potato), 787 nucleotides. Its product is annotated as protein PAM68, chloroplastic. The record is from RefSeq and is a predicted model, not a curated record. Lineage: Eukaryota; Viridiplantae; Streptophyta; Magnoliopsida; Solanales; Solanaceae. The transcript has a single exon. The coding region runs from base 98 to 691 and encodes 197 amino acids.
ACAAAAAUCUUGAACUAAAGGCCUCACAACCACCAACCAAUUAAAACAAUGUGAAGAAGUUGUAAAGCAAAUCUAGUGAAGAAGUUCAACAAAAAUAAUGGAAACAUGUUCAUUUCCAAGAAUUGUACUAUCCCCCUUAAAUCCACUAAUCUCAAAAAACAAACACUUCCAAAUUCCCAAAUCCAAACAAUUACAUAAAAAAAUCACACCUCUUUUUGCAACACUCAAUUCUCCAAAAGGUUUUGGACCUUCCCCUAAGAAAAUUAUCAAAAAAUCCAAGAAAAUACCAAAACAAGAAAAUGAAGAUCAAGACGACGAUAACGAUAACGAUGAUGAUGAUGAUAAUGAUGAUGAAGAACAAGAAAGAGGAGUUAUACCAGAGAUAGUAACUAAUAGAAUGAUAAGUAGAAUGGGACUUUCCGUUGGUAUUCCUUUGUUUAUUGGUUUAUUGUUUUUUCCUUUUUUUUAUUAUCUUAAGGUUGGUUUAAAAAUUGAUGUGCCUACUUGGGUACCUUUUAUUGUGUCAUUUGUGUUUUUUGGGAGUGCCUUAUUGGGAGUUAGUUAUGGGAUAGUUUCAUCUAGUUGGGAUCCAAUGAGAGAAGGGUCAACUUUGGGUUGGAAUGAAGCUAAGAAGAAUUGGCCUGUUUUUUGGCAAUCAAUUAGUGGGGGUGGAUCAAGAAAAAAGUAUUAGGAGUUUUGGACUUUGGUUAUGUAUCUUUUAUUAAUAUAAUAAUGUGUUUAAAUCUUGAUCUUAUUAUAUAAUCAUGUUAUUUGGAUUGCUUAUUUA